Molecule: messenger RNA, 396 nt
Organism: Caenorhabditis remanei
Lineage: Eukaryota; Metazoa; Nematoda; Chromadorea; Rhabditida; Rhabditidae
Exons: 5
Coding region: 1-396 (131 amino acids)
Source: RefSeq, a predicted model, not a curated record
AUGAAUUCAAAUGAUUCGGUAACGAACGCAUUUGGAGUAUCGAAGAAAAUUGUGGCGAAGAAUCAACAGACUUUUGGAAAUGUCACGGGUUUGAAAAUGCUGGAACAGGGAUUCCGAAAACAAGAGAAGAAUGAGAAUGAGGUAGUGAACUCAACAGAUGAACAGACCACUGACUGUCAGAAUCCACCAGCUGAUUCUGACAAUCGAAACAGAAAAAGAUAUUUGCCUAUUACGAAUGCUCCAGAUCAAGAGCCGCAUGUCUCAUCCAGUCAGGGUGGAGUUUCAGAUCAUUCCCGUACCCCAUCUCCUGCCAAACUUACUUCGCGCCGCCCAUCAGUCAGUGGAGUGUCUUCAACUGGACUGAAAUUGAGAAUCCUUCUGCUCUCCGAAGAUUAA